GCCGGUUCAGGCCAGUUCACACGGCGCAAAAGUGGAGUGUCUCGCCGAGCCGAUCCGAUCUGUCAACACAGCACCGCCUGCCUCUCCACGGACAUUGUGUCCACGCAACAAUUUCCUCACACACAGCUACAUCUCUUGUUCAACUACGUUCCCCCCAAGAUAACAGCUGCUCUUACCUCACGAUGACUCGAAGGUGAUCUUCAGCGAGUCCCGGUGGUUCUGGGGUUCCAGGUUGGUGUGGGAAGAGCAAGCUCAUUGCAGGAGACCACCUGGGGCAGUUUGUCCUAGGCUCUCAAGGUAGAAGCAGGAAGUGACAAAGGAGGGUGCUUUGCAUUCAGCUUUGAAUCAUGGAGAAGGAAGACCUAAAGGUCCUCAACAAGGGGGAAGAUGAAGAGAUGGAGUUGCAAGGCUACCGAUUGUGCCGGUGGCGACUGGCACUGGUGGGUCUUGGGGUACUCUGUACGGGGGGCUUCCUACUCCUGCUGCUCUACUGGAUGCCAGAGUGGUGCGUCAAGGCCACCUGCAUCCCUACCACAGCCUGUGAUGCCGAAGUGGUGUUGCUGCGUUCUACGGAUGAAUUCCGGCGCUGGUUCCUGGCUAAGGUUCGAGUGAUUCUAGCCCCAGGAAGCAACCCCUUCCACAACCUGGAGACCCAGACCACCUCCCCUUCCCUGUCCCCCCCUCCUUUUUCCUUCUCCUCUUCCUCUUCAUCUUUAGCCAAUGGAGACACUCACCACUCUUCUCAUGGGAUCCCCGCUCAGGAGCUCAUCAGAAGAUAUGUGGAAUACCCACCCACCAAGAUACAUUAUUUUACCCUACACAGCACAAAAUAUUAUUGGAAUGAUAGAGUGCAGAACUUUCAAGUUUUAACAGGCCUGGAUGAUCUCAAUGUUACUGCUGCCACUCUCCACUCAGAGCACAGCAAAGGCCUAACCAGGAACCAGCAAGAGUACAGGAAACUGUUUUUUGGAUUGAAUGAAAUUGAAGUGAAAGUGCCUUCUGUUUUCAAGCUGCUUAUCAAAGAGGUCCUAAAUCCUUUCUAUAUCUUCCAACUCUUCAGUGUGAUAUUGUGGAGUGCCGACGAAUAUUACUAUUAUGCUAUUGCCAUUGUUAUCAUGUCCUUAAUAUCCAUAGCUACCUCUCUAUAUACCAUCAAAAAGCAAUACGUCAUGCUUCAUGAUAUGGUGGCAGCUCACAGUAUUGUUCGUGUAUCUGUAUGCCGAGCCAAUAAUGAUAUUGAAGAAAUUAUGUCUACUGAUUUGGUGCCUGGGGAUGUAAUAGUCAUCCCCAGCAAUGGGACCAUUAUGCCAUGUGAUGCCGUGCUGGUCAGCGGCACUUGCAUUGUCAAUGAAAGCAUGCUUACAGGUGAAAGUGUUCCAGUGACAAAGACCAACCUUCCAAACCAGUUGCCAGGGGAGAGUGGCGAUGAGGCUUUGAGUGCCUAUAGCAUAGAAGAGCACAAGCGACACACACUCUUCUGUGGAACUAAUGUCAUCCAGACACGUUUUUACACCGGUGAACUGGUCAAAGCUGUAGUAGUCCGCACAGGCUUCAGCACAGCCAAAGGCCAGUUGGUACGCUCCAUCCUAUACCCCAAACCCACAGACUUCAAGCUGUACCGUGAUGCCUACCUUUUUCUGUUGUGUCUGGUGGGCGUGGCUGGGAUUGGCUUUGUCUACUCCAUCGCCCUUAGCAUCGUGAACAAGGUGCCAGCCAAGACCAUCAUCAUCGAAUCCCUGGACAUUAUUACCAUCACGGUUCCCCCGGCGCUGCCCGCAGCCAUGACAGCUGGUAUUGUGUAUGCCCAACGACGCCUUAAAAAGAUUGGCAUUUUUUGCAUCAGCCCUCAAAGGAUUAAUAUUUGUGGGCAGAUCAAUCUGGUCUGUUUUGACAAGACAGGAACUCUUACGGAAGACGGUUUAGACUUAUGGGGAGUCCAAAGAGUAGAGAAUGGCAGUUUCCUGCAAUCAGAUGAAAAAGCCUCCAAGGAAAAUCUAGUAAAGUCCCAGUUUGUUGCUUGCAUGGCCACGUGCCAUUCUCUUACCAAAAUAGAGGGCCAGUUGUCUGGAGAUCCACUGGACCUCAAAAUGUUUGAGGCUACUGGUUGGAUCCUGGAGGAAGCCACUGAGGAAGAAACAGCUCUCCACAAUCGCAUCAUGCCGACUGUGGUUAGACCCACAAAGCAGCUGUUGCCCUCACAGCCACCAUCAACAGAGCAGGACAUGGAACUUUAUGACCUGCCUUCUCAAUAUGAGAUAGGUAUUGUGCGGCAGUUUCCAUUUUCCUCUGCACUCCAGAGGAUGAGUGUGGUUGCUCGCCUGUUAGGGGAGAAACGUAUGGAUGCCUACAUGAAGGGAGCACCGGAGGUGGUGGCUCGCCACUGCAAGACCGAAACAGUGCCAGAUAAUUUUGCAGAGGUCUUGGAGGGUUACACCAAGCAAGGCUUCCGAGUCAUAGCUUUGGCUCAUCGUCGUCUUGAAUCCAAACUCACGUGGCACAAGGUCCAGAAUGUAAACAGAGAUCACAUCGAGACAAACAUGGAGUUCCUGGGUUUAAUAAUCAUGCAGAAUAAGUUGAAAACCGAAACGCCGGCAGUUCUGCAAGAUCUCCACAGAGCCAACAUUCGUACUGUCAUGGUUACAGGCGAUAACAUGCUGACAGCCAUCUCUGUGGCUCGGGACUGUGGAAUGAUCCUUCCACAGGACACGGUCAUCAUUUCAGACGCCAUCCCUCCACAUGAUGGACAGACUGCCAGGAUCACAUGGAGGUGUGCAGACAAGCCAAGUAUGGCAGCACAUCUUGAGGACGUGAGCAUCAGCCUGGAUGAGCCCAAACAACAAGAGCGUUACCAUUUUGCCAUGAACGGAAAGUCAUUUGCAAUCAUCUCGGAGCAUUUCCCAGACAUGCUUCCAAAGUUGGUGCUACAUGGAACAGUGUUUGCCAGAAUGGCCCCGGAUCAGAAAACCCAACUCAUUGAGGCAUUACAGGAUGUGGAAUACUUUGUGGCAAUGUGUGGAGAUGGAGCAAACGACUGUGGAGCCUUGAAAAGGGCUCACAGUGGCAUCUCUUUGUCAGAGCUCGAAGCUUCUGUGGCCUCUCCAUUCACAUCCAGAACGCCUAAUAUCUCAUGUGUCCCAAGCCUCAUCAGGGAGGGCCGUGCUGCUCUCAUCACCUCCUUUUGUGUAUUCAAGUUCAUGGCCCUGUACAGCAUCAUCCAAUACAUUAGUGUCACUCUCCUGUACUCCAUUCUCAGUAACCUUGGAGAUUUCCAGUUCCUUUUCAUCGAUAUAGCCAUCAUCCUUGUCGUUGUUUUCACCAUGAGUCUGAACCCGGCAUGGAAAGAACUAGUCGCACAUCCUCCUCCAUCGGGCCUGAUCUCAGGGCCUCUGCUCUUAUCUGUGCUGAGCCAGAUACUCGUCUGCUUUGGCUUCCAGAUGCUUGCGUUUUUUUGGGUCCAAAUACAGCCUUGGUACACCAUCUGGACACCGCUUUCAGAUGCCUGCAACGUGUCUUCACACACAAAUAUGUCCAACCUCAAUGAAACUGAAGUCGACGACCACAACAUCCAAAAUUAUGAGAACACCAGCCUGUUCUAUGUUUCCUGCUUCCAGUACCUUUUGGUUGCCAUUGUCUUCUCAAAGGGCAAACCUUUUAGGCAACCAAGCUACAAGAAUUGGCCUUUUGUCGUGACUGCUUUGAUUUUGUACAUUGUCCUCCUCACCAACAUGUUCUACCCUGCCGAAGCCAUAGAUGAAUUUCUACAGAUUGUUUGUGUUCCUCUUGAUUGGAGACUAAAACUCGUGCUUGUCAUCGUGGCCAACGCUGUCGUGUCAGUCGUGGUAGAGACCUUCAUCAUUGACAUCGUCUUAUGGAAGUUUGUGUUCAGCAGAGACAAGCAGGGCAUCGCUCCUGCUGCCCCACCACCACAGAAAGGCUUUGAGCUGUUGGCGGCAGACAAGUGUCUGUGCUGCCCAAACAAGGUGACCCGCAAGGCUCGCUACAUGCAUCUGGCCCAGGAGCUCAGCGUGGACCCUGACUGGCCCCCAAAACCAACCACGACUACUGAAGCCAAAGCCUGCCCUGAAAAUGGUUCCUCUUAUCAAAUGAAGAGCAUUUCCUAGCAUCGAUUAACACAUUUCAUAUAAGAACUAUCGGCAAAAAGUAUGUUUGCACAUUAACUUAUUGAAGCGCUCACUUGAUCACUGCUUGAUACUGGUCUUGAGGAUUGUACAAUAAUCUUGUUAAAAAAAAAAAUCAACCACUCAAACACAUUUGAAUGAUGACAUGACGUCUGCUUGAGCCAAUCGUGGGCUGGGGUCUUCAGUCAAUGGAAUGAAAUGAAGUAAUUUUACCCUCAAAUUGGAAGUGAAGCUUGGCAAAAGUUAGAUUUUAUUUCCAGUUAAUAUUUUGUGAUUCAAAUGCAUAUAUUGGAAACUCUAAUUGUAUUUUUAACAAUUGCAGGCAAUUGCUGUAUUAAGUUUCAGACUAUGAAAGCGCCCGGUGACCUAUUGGAAUCGUGGAAUUAUAUUUCAUGACAAAAGGUAAUUAAGCAUAGACUACUGGAGAGCCUUUUUCCACCCAGUCCAUCACCUACUUUGAACUGUAGAGUUCACUUUUGUCACUCCGUUUUUCUUUUAGGGGCAUUUAUUUAUUAAGUGGGUUGCAUGACUGGCUGUUGGUGGUCUGCUGCAUGUCCUGCUUGCUACUGUGUCGUAGUCACUAACAAGCCUGUGCAGUCAAUGUUACAUUUUAAAAAGGGUAUCCACAGUCUCUAUACAUUUUCAGUUCGCUUUUCUCGGGUAUGUGCUUUUGUCAUCUUAGACUUUGCAAUUUCUGUAAACGGAUCGUAUCAUUUUCCCAAUGUCGUGCUAACUAACAUUGAAAUUGCCACCUGGCAAGUUUGCCUGCAGCCGGCUGCAGUUCACUCCAAUGCACACUUGUCCGGAUGCUUUCCACAAAUGCCAACUCUAGGAGUUUGGUCUUUUCAUCAGUGAUGGUCGUAGCAGAAGACCUUACACUGUGGUUUGUCGAGAACAAAUUCUGUUUUGAAAAAUAUUUUCUGGAUUUAGUUAUACUAAGCGGUGGAGAGGUGUUGACGGCUAUUAAACUUUUCUGAGAAGCACAGAACUGCAGUCGGGGAGAAAAAAAUCAAUUUGUCGUGUAUCACUGGACAAAGGAAAGCUAGUAGAAAAACUACAAAACCCAAGACAUUAAAUACUGAUGGUGUCACAUCUCUCUGAACGAUACCUGGAACUAAAUACAAAAAACAUUUGGGACCCUAUGUAUUUCUUAUCCCCAGUCCCACUCUUUAUUCAUCCUUGCUAAUAGUUAAUUAAGUCAGUGUGAGGGCCUUUAAAAGCCAAUUAAAUAUUGAAUACUUACAAUACAUCUUUAUUUAUAUUGCACUUUCACAACAGAUUUUGUCAUAAAGCACAGUGAAUAGUCAUAAAUGACUUUCUGGACAGUGAGAGACUGACAGUCUUUUCUUGAAACCAGCCAAGAGUGGAAGUUGCGCAAACGACUGACAAUUCGAUGUCAUGCCACCAACAACCAGCCUCUGAGACUGAAGUGUUAUCCCUAAUUUUUUAACAUGACUUUUGCUGUGCUGCUUCUCACCAGCCACAAAGCAUUUUGCUGCUGAAAAGUGUGAUCUUAAAUAUAGUCCUAAACUCAAAAUAAGUCGGCCACUCGAUGGCAAAAUGUGGCGAUGUAAAGACGUUUACGCUGCAUGUUUGCGAGAUGCUAAAAUGCCUUUGCGCCAUUACUACAAACAACGAUACAACUUUUCAAUUGUGCAUUGGGAAUGUUACUCCGAAGAUAUACAUUUUUUUUUUUUUACUUUACAAAAAGAAAAAGCUUUGCUCAACCAUGCAAAAAAACUCUUCCCAUGGAAGAAUGAUUAAAGGUGCAAUGCAUAUGCAUUCUGCAUUUCAUUAGCUCACUGCUUUGCUAUGUUGAAAACAACACUGACUCCAUUUGUCAACCACACAUCAAGAGGCUUUUAUAAGGUCAAUGUAAUAUUUUCAAUGCACUUAUAUUUUUAAAUCAAUGCUCCUUCCAAGAACUUUAUCUCUGAAUAAAUGUACCAUUUUGGAGGCAGCGUGGUUAAAUUAGCUGGCUAUAUAGCUAUUUGUGGUUAUAUGUAAAUUGUUGCAUACCAAACCGGGUUGCACUGCAUCAAAAUCAAGGCGCUAAUUAUUUACGGAAUACUAAGACUACUUUCUAGGCUCAAAAACAAGGACACAAAGCUGUAGAGUGUAAGAAGUCAUUCUUUCUGAGGUUCACAGACGUCUACUUUUAUUCAUUUUGUUUCAGUGACCGACCCAAAGAAAGUCAAUAUCCUCAUGCAAAAGGGUUGUGAAAAUGUCGCUGCUACCAUACAUAACGUGUAGCGGAUGUCCCUAUUCAAUUUUUGUCCAGUAGAAGCAGCAUGGCAAAGUUAUGGAAAGUGCUGACGAUGCUCAUGAAAGCCAUUGUGACCAGUUCUGUUUUGAUAAGUUAAUUCUUUUGUUAUGUAUGCAAUGUCACAGUAGUUGUGAUUAUUUUGCCUGCUUGCAAAAUGAUUCAGUAACCAGGCCAAACCUUUUGCUGGGGGGGGACCUGAUGUGCCCAAACCUUUUGAUAUUUGCCACUUAUGGCCCAAAUGUAUUGUUAUGAAGACAGCAACAUGCUACCGAUACAAAGCUGUUAUUGUUUCCAAACUUUUUUUUUUUUUUUUUUUUACCUUGAUUGGUUAUACAAGAAAUGGAAUAAGAUACAUAGACAUUCUCUAUAUGGUAACUCCAUUUGAAUUGACAAUAAUACGAAAAGUUGGAUUAUGUCUAUUACUAUUUGGGAUGUACAUAUUCUGUGUGCAUAAAGAUCUGAAUAUAUAGUGAUUGAAAAACAUAUAGGUUUUUGGACUAUUAAGGGCUAGUGUUGUGGUACUUUUUUUUUUUAUACAAUCAAGUGAUUAAUUUAUACAUUCUUUUAUAUUUAUUUGUAUCUUCACUUUCAUAUCAAGUUGGAUUCAUUUGUACUUUUCCUCACUUGGGAAUGAAUCAUGGGCAUUUUCUAUCAGUGUUGGGUUUAGUCAUUUGAAAAUUGGAACUAGAUUGCUGCUAUUGCCUGGAUCAAUAUCUACGUAGGUUGGUUCUGUGAUGUACACGAUAAAGCAAAUUUCUACUGUACAAGUAUAAGAAACUGGGAAACUGAUCAAUUAUAAUGAUGUAAUGAAUUGACUCCCUCGCCACUGCUUUGUAACAAUUUGUUUCAAGACUGUGCACCUUCAUAAUGAAAAUUUUAAUUCUUAUACCGAAUGUCAUUUUAAUACCUUGCUGAGUGUAAAUAUUAACAUUUCUUCUAGGCUACAAAUUUGCCUUUUUUGGGGGGGGUGACUGCUAUAUUGAAUUGCCAAAUCUAUGUUGAGAUGUUGCUUUAACACAGGUACAAUAAUAUGCUGACAGUAGGAUUAGCUUCCUAUUCUCAUGUUUUGUUGACAAACGAUUGAAUGGCAUUUGAGUCAGCCACUGAGUGUGUAGGCUCAGGUGGAUGUUUCCUCAGGGGUAUAUGUGUAUAACGAACAAAACAAUAUGAUCAAAGUUGAUACUCAAAUGCAAAUAGGCAUCUUUAUUGUUGACCAACUAUCAGCACUGCUAAUUGGAUCUGCUUUUAUUGACUGCUUCUGCACAUCAGUGAUUGACUCAUAUUGGAUAUAUUUUUCUAUCAGCAGAGCUGUACAUUGUGUUGAAAUGUUUCUACUUAAUAAUUUAUUGUAUAUUUAUGUUUUUCCUCUCUCCCCCUGGCAAUUGUAUUUUAGACUUUCUUUUGUUUCAAUAAAUGUUUUCAAACAAUUA
Molecule: messenger RNA, 7835 nt
Organism: Syngnathus typhle (broad-nosed pipefish)
Lineage: Eukaryota; Metazoa; Chordata; Actinopteri; Syngnathiformes; Syngnathidae
Gene: atp13a3
Product: ATPase 13A3
Exons: 34
Coding region: 348-4121 (1257 amino acids)
Biological process (GO): polyamine transmembrane transport; intracellular calcium ion homeostasis
Cellular component (GO): late endosome membrane
Molecular function (GO): P-type ion transporter activity; ATP binding; polyamine transmembrane transporter activity
Source: RefSeq, a predicted model, not a curated record